AUGUCUCGUCAGCAGAGUCCCGAUGAUUCUGGCUCCGACGACGUGGAUGCUCCUAUUCGCGACUCGUCUGCCACCACUUUGCAGCCCUUACAGCUAGAGCCUAGCUCAGCCCAUGCCGACGAUGGCAAUCACGAGGAGGCCGAUAUGUGCAGCCCGAAAGAAUUUGCCCGUCGUUUGGAAGUCGAAGCCCAUGAACGCUAUCUCAACGAGCAGAUCCGCAUAGAGCUGGAGACGCAAGAACGCGAGGCUAUGUGGCAUCGCCGAAUGCAAGCCGAGAGUCUCAACAACCCCCAGACUUCCCAAGCACCAUCCCAAACACCGCCUCUCGUCAUCGGCGCACCGCUGGGCAAGAAUCUCACCGUCUUAGAAGCCGCGCGCCGCCUCGUCGUUCAAUGGGAAGCAAUCCACGAGUCCACACUGUCGUCAAACCCAGAUGCCGCCGGCCCCAUCCUCGAAGGACUAACACAAGCCCGCACCCAACUCGAUGCCCUCACAGCUCACCAACAACGGCAUCACGGAGAAGAAGACACACACAUUCCUCCCCUAGACCUAGACGAAGACUCAGCAACAACACCCCUAAACUCGCUCCAAGCAUACAAGGACCAAGCCAUCACCUCCAGAGUCAAAUUCCUCACAGACUCCCUCUCAGACUCCUCCUUCCCGCCAGAGCGCGCCAACAUCACCGCCGCAAUCUCCCUCUACCGCGCCUCCCGCAUCCCCUACUCGGCCAACUGGGCCCUCAUCUACGCGGGCCAACUCGUCGACUUUGCGCCAACUUACGCCUCCUUCACUGCCGACCGCGCCGACCGCCUGGCCCGGUAUAGCUGCCUCCACGGCAAAGGGUGGCUCUGGAUCGAGCCGCCCCUGGCCCGCGAUGCUGGCGGCGGCCCCUCACCCUUCUUCUCAGCGCGUAAGAGUACCUUUCUCCCGGAGACGGACUCGGCAUACGACAUGGGCCACUAUAGCGUCACCAUGUCGUUCCGCAGGAUGAAGUCCCUCGCGUACUGUGGCGCGGAGCCGCUGCUGAGGAGCAUGGCCGUGUCCAAGAAGAGGAAGCACGAGGAGCGUAACGACAACGACGAAGAAGCGGUGAUGGUGAACUUGAAAGACUGGCCAGUCGUCGCCGAAAACCAAGAAUACGACGACCUCGACGCCGCUUCAGACUCGGACCUGCCGCGCUUCCCUCCUCGCUGUGUCAGAAGGCCCAAAUCGCCCGCGCCAUCCUCCUCCUCCUCCUCCUCCUCCUAUCGGGCAGGUAUAAAACCCCCAUCCGCCCUCCGCCGCAACCGCCCCUCGCGCCACCCACACAUGGCCCGCGACCCGUCCGCGCCAACCCUCCACUUCCGCACCCUCCUCGACAGCGGCGCCACCUUGCCGAUGCUCUACAACCGCGACGCCCGCGCUCUGGGCAGCGAGCGCGGCUCCUACGCCGCAGUCUCCCGCAUCUCGAUUGAGACGGCCUCGGACACGGUGGCGACCUGGCUGUACGAGAUGGAAGUCGCCGUCGUGGACACGGUCACAUGCGAGCCCCUCGUCUCAGCGUCGUCGCCCGUCUGGCCGGCGGAGCAGCCUAUGCUCGGGGGUAUCACGCUGGUGAUGGUGCGCGGUUCACCCAAGGCCGGGUCGUUCACGUCGCCGAACGGGGAGGCGGGAGCGGUAGCCGAGACUAGCGAAGCCGGCAAGACGACGUUUCUGGAAAAGGCGACGAGUUUGGUUGAUAUCGCCGAGGGCCGCGAUUACGGCCGGCUUUCUGGGCUUUUGCCGUUUAAAGUGUGUUAUGUGCAGAGUACGCCUGGUCUGCGGACGAUUUGGAUGGGCGAGGACCGGCGCGAUGUCUUGGGUGCGCAUCGGAUGCCUGGGCAGAUGCGGUGGGCCCCAGGGACGGGGAAGGUGUGCGACCCGGGUCAUCCAAGGGAGGUGUGGAAGACGGUCUGUCGAGAUGAUGAGGGGAGGCCCGCGGUGCUUCGUAUGGAACAUGAGGAGGCGGUGGUGGUCUCUGGUUAUGGGGAGAAAGGGGCGAGUUUGGUUGAUGUUGAGGAGAAAGGGUGGAAGGGACGGAGUGAGGUUACAGUCACGGAUAAGAAGGGCGUCAGGGUGAGGCAUGUCAUUGAGCCUAGGACAUUGGAUUCGCAGCGAGAGAAGCAACACGAAUACAAACAUCUCGACCGCAUCAAGUCCAAACCUCUCACCUCCAAGUUCCAAGAUGACAUGUGA
Colletotrichum fioriniae is the source of this 2214-nucleotide messenger RNA. RefSeq lists its product as uncharacterized. The record is from RefSeq and is a predicted model, not a curated record. Lineage: Eukaryota; Fungi; Ascomycota; Sordariomycetes; Glomerellales; Glomerellaceae.